CUAUAUGACAAUAUAUAUUUGGUAAUAAGAUCGUUUUAGGCUCCAUUUGGACGAUCGAAGUGCUGUCUACUCAGACUGGAUUCUGGUCAUCGCCACUCCGGCUGCAGUUACAGAAGACACUACACAAGUGAUCCUAAGCAUAGAAGAACUGAGAGCUAACUGGCAGGCUCCAUCACAGAAGAACUUACAACAUGCAAAAGACGGUCAACAUUCCGGGCAAGAAGCCGCAGAAGGUGUUUGUGCUCCCGGCGUGCACCAUCCUCUCGACUUUUUUCACUGGACUUACGUUCAUCUUCAUCAUGGCAUUGGUACAGCCUAACCUAACAACACAUGCGAAGAAGCUAGAUGAAGAACCAGUAAACACCAUUGAGGCUCUGACAGCCGACAUCGACAAGCUGGACAAAGAUUUUAAGGAUCUGAAAGCACUCGUUGAUAUGCUGGUGGCAGACGCCCCAGAAGAAAUAAAACAACAGUGUUACCCAGAAAAACUGCUCCAGCAGCUGAUGAAGGACAAUGAGAAUCUGACAGGCCGUGUGAAUAAGCUGGAGAAGCUGGAGAAGGACAAUCCGGCUCGUCAGCGCAAAGCAGGUGUUUGCCCACUGGAAUGGCGUAAACAUGGGGAUAGAUGUUUCCUGUAUGUUGAAACAGCAAAGACUUGGAGAGACGCUGAGGACCACUGCCUUUCCCUGGGCAGCCAUCUGGCCACCGUUCCCGACCACACCGUGUUCGACUUCCUCAAGGGAUUCGCUCAUGAGUUCACUUGGGUUGGGGCCUAUGAUCCUGACAAGAAAGAUGCCUGGCAAUGGAUUGAUGGUUCGAAUUCUGAAAACAUUCCAUGGGCAAGCACCCAGCCCAAUGACAAUACUUUCAUUUAUCCUGACGAAUACUGUGUGGUGAUACCUUCUGCCAAUCAAUUUGAUGCUAAUGGACUCCAUGAUCUGAGAUGUGGUUGGAAACAACCAUUUUUUUGUCAAAUUUGAUGGUGAUUGUCUCUGAUGUGUGAUCUGGCUGCUCCUAUGUCCUCGACUGGGGCGCUGACAGAUGUUGCCACUCUGCUUUCAAUUCAGACGCUUUAAUUAAUCAUAAUCAGCAUUCACAUGAUCCCAAACAAAAUGAACAUGGCUAAAGUGGUGACACCAAUGUACAAUCGGUUUCUUUACUGCCACAGUUUUCCAAAAUCAUUGAAAAAUUAAGCAACUGGUUAGAAACGCAAAUGACUUUCAGAGAGCCAAUAUACCUGGAUGCCAUUAAUUGAAAAACUGAGGAAAUUACCAAAAUCAAACUUUUUGGAAAGUGCUUUACAUUUCAAAUGGCCCCCUCCGAAGAGCACUGGGAAAAUAAAAACAAAACAACAUAAAAAGAGAAACACUGAUUAAAACAUAUUAUAAAACUAAACUUAAAAAAAUAAUAUAAUAAAUUAUAAAAGCAAAAAGUCAUUACAAUAAAGACAAAAAAAACAACAAAAAAAGGUGAAUAAAAUGAACAAAUAUGAAAUAUCCCCCAUAGACGGGGGGCAUAAUACCAAAAAAAGCCCUCCCCUUGCGUGUGUGUCCCAUCUUUAGGAAUGAUGAGGAGACCAGUGUCGGAGGAUCUCAGGAUCACAGUAUAUAUAUAUAGUGUAUUUAGGGAUCUGAAAAAAGUAUUUCAUACAAUUACUGUAAUACUGUAAUUCAUUUUCUAUGCCGCUUAAUCCUCAAUCCUUGCAGGGGUGUGCUGGAGCCCAUCCCAGCUGGCUUUGGGCGGGAGCCGGGGGUACACCCUGGACUGGUCGCCAGUCAAUCGCAGGGUACAUAUAGAAAAAACAACCAUUCACACACGGGGCAAUUUAGAUUGUCCAAUUAACCUACCGUGCAUGUUUUUGGACAUGUGCGAGGAAGGAGUCCCAGGAAACAACCCAGUAAAAGAAUAUGUAAACUCCACACAGAUCUUCCAGAUCUCCGGCUAAUUUUCUCAAUUGCUACAGUACUCUGGCUGUGUUAUUAGGUUUUGCAUAUAGCUUGCGGCGUAGGAUCAAUUGAAGGAAUAAAACUAUUCAACUCGACAACUGCAAAGUCACAAAAAACCUAAAGCUGGUACUAUUCGCAGACAAUACUGUAGCAUUCUGUUCAGGAGCUAGUAGAAUCAGAGAUAAUGAAUAAAUCAAAAUACAGGGUGAAGGAAAACACAUUUUAGAGGUCAUAACCGAUGACAACAUAAUUUGAAUCAACAUAAUCUGUACUGUUCUCUCUUGAUUCACUUACUGUACGACAAAAAGUCAGGAUAAGACAACACUGGUUAGAGAACACACAAAGCCUUUACUCAUUGAAUCACAAUUAUGGAAAUGCACUGAUCUAGUACAUGUUCACAGCUAAAAUGAUGCACAAAGCAAAUAAGCUGCUACGCAACUAUGUACGGAUGACUUAAAACAUUUAUAUGCGCAAACAGAAACCUUCAGCAUUUCUGUAUGUGGGAUAGCAGAUUGGGGAAAACAAUGUAUUUAUUUGACCCAUUUAAAGAAACGGUACAAAUUUUACAGAGAACACUGAAAACUGCUGUUUCAUGAUUUUGUCAGUUUGACAGAAAACAUGCUCAGAAUACAAUGUUUUAAUAUUAGGGGUGCACGAUGAAUAUAUGAGGAGUUAUGAUGUCAUACCGAGUAAUCCGAUUAACAUUAAAAAUACCUCAGAUAACCAAGAAAAAAACGCUCGGUACUGUGCUGUAGGUGAGUUAGCUUGAGAAAAUCGAGCAAUUCUUCCUCCUGCCUGUGACGCACGCACCGUGAGCUCACUUGUAACAUUCACUGUUUCAGAGGAAGACCUUUGACGUGGUUAGCAAACAAUCAGCGAAUAGGGAAUAAAAGAUUGAGCUGCAACACAUCACAACCUUAUCAGCCACUUGACAUGCCAGCAUCUCUACGCCUGUUCCUGUUGCUGAGUGCUUAGAAAAGUUUGAGAGAGAUGGCCCGACGGCUAAAGCCGCCGCUAUAUUUGUUUUUGUUCAAAGUGAUGUCAUGACAGUUAAAUCUAAAAGUUAGCGGGUAUCGGACUUGAUAAACCAGUAUCGGCUUGAAAAAGAAUAUUGUGCAUCUCUAAUGUUUUUAUCGGAAUUUUUCCUCUGUAACCAUCUAGUCGUCAUACAUCUAUGUUAUGCUAAUCAACUGCUUUUCGUCUAUCCAUGUAUAUCACUGAACAAGUGAUCCACAAGCUCAAACAACUGUACCUUAGAAAAAAUUGGUCAACUGGAACACAGGAAGUGAGCAACUGUCAGUAAUUACUGAAUAAGCUUACUUUUGGUACAUGUUGAAUUGUGCAAGUGUAAAUGUGAUGUACUGAUCGAAAUUGUUUUGCAUGUUCCAAAUAAAA
Molecule: messenger RNA, 3341 nt
Organism: Dunckerocampus dactyliophorus (ringed pipefish)
Lineage: Eukaryota; Metazoa; Chordata; Actinopteri; Syngnathiformes; Syngnathidae
Product: CD209 antigen-like protein E
Exons: 10
Coding region: 192-980 (262 amino acids)
Source: RefSeq, a predicted model, not a curated record